Artibeus jamaicensis (Jamaican fruit-eating bat) is the source of this 2993-nucleotide messenger RNA. It is a transcript of the gene NDRG1, whose product is annotated as N-myc downstream regulated 1. Gene Ontology annotation, cellular component: cytoplasm. The record is from RefSeq and is a predicted model, not a curated record. Gene Ontology annotation, biological process: signal transduction. Lineage: Eukaryota; Metazoa; Chordata; Mammalia; Chiroptera; Phyllostomidae. The coding region runs from base 152 to 1336 and encodes 394 amino acids. The transcript has 16 exons.
CCCGGACAUAAACAAACCUCACCGGACUCUCGCCUUAGUCUACGGUGCGCACGCCCAUCCUCGCCGCUCUCCAUUCACGCCAGGCACCGCCAGCCUAGCUCCAGCUCCUGUUGCCUUUCUCCAUUUACCCUAGGCAGGUGACAGCAGGGACAUGUCUCGGGAGCUGCAGGACGUGGACCUUGCCGAGGUGAAGCCUCUGGUGGAGAAAGGGGAGACCAUCACCGGCCUCCUGCAAGAGUUUGAUGUUCAGGAGCAGGACAUCGAGACUUUGCAUGGCUCCAUUCACGUCACCCUGUGUGGGACCCCCAAAGGGAGCCGGCCGGUCAUCCUCACGUACCACGACAUCGGCAUGAACCACAAAACCUGCUACAAUCCCCUCUUCAACUCCGAGGACAUGCAGGAGAUCACCCAGCACUUUGCCGUCUGCCACGUGGACGCCCCUGGUCAGCAGGACGGCGCUGCCUCCUUCCCCAUGGGGUACAUGUACCCUUCCAUGGAUCAGCUGGCCGAGAUGCUCCCUGGAGUGCUCCACCAGUUUGGGCUGAAAAGCGUCAUCGGCAUGGGAACUGGGGCCGGGGCCUACGUCCUCACUCGAUUUGCUCUGAACAACCCCGAGAUGGUGGAGGGUCUGGUCCUCAUCAACGUGAACCCUUGUGCAGAGGGCUGGAUGGACUGGGCGGCCUCCAAGAUCUCUGGAUGGACCCAAGCCCUUCCAGACAUGGUGGUGUCCCACCUCUUUGGGAAGGAGGAAAUGCAGAAUAACGUGGAGGUCGUCCACACCUACCGCCAGCACAUCAUGAACGACAUGAACCCCGGCAACCUGCACCUGUUCAUCAAUGCCUACAACAGCCGGCGGGACCUGGACAUUGAGCGACCCAUGCCCGGAGUGCACACGGUCACCCUGCAGUGUCCUUCUCUCCUGGUGGUUGGGGACAGUUCUCCUGCUGUGGACGCUGUGGUGGAGUGCAACUCGAAACUGGACCCAACAAAGACCACUCUCCUCAAGAUGGCGGACUGUGGUGGCCUCCCGCAGAUCUCCCAGCCUGCCAAGCUCGCCGAGGCCUUCAAGUACUUCGUGCAAGGCAUGGGCUACAUGCCCUCUGCCAGCAUGACCCGCCUCAUGCGGUCCCGCACAGCCUCGGGCUCCAGCGUCACGUCCCUGGAGGGCAGCCGCAGCCGCUCCCACACCACUGAGGGCACACGCAGCCGCUCGCACACCAGCGAGGGCACACGCAGCCGCUCGCACACCAGCGAGGGCGCCCGCCUGGACAUCACCCCCAACUCCGGUUCCACUGGGAACAGCACCGGGCCCAAGUCCAUGGAGGUGUCCUGCUAGGUGGCCCGGGUGAAUGGCCGCCCCCCAGACUGUGGGAUCACCAUAGCUGCCCCCUCCUGCAGCCCCUUCCUGCCCCCUGCCUGCCACACUGCACGUAACUCGGUAUUAAUCCAAAGCUUAUUGUGUAAGAGUGAGCUCUGGCAAUGCCAAUGUUAGAAGGGAUUUGUCGAGGGCUGGGCGGGGGUGGGUCGAAGGAAAAGAAGCCCCUCCGUGGCCUGCUGGCCCCUGUCUCACCCUCCCUCAGAAAUACCAAACUGCCAAAACAAUAAACCCAGCGGGGACCAUGUCAGGACCCAAGCCUAGGCUGACCUGGGAAUCCUGCUUCUAAGGGGCAUUUUGUCAGAAGUCCAGCCCACCUACUUCCGGUUUCCUCUCCAGCUAAGGACACACCGACCCAGUUUCUGGAAACAACACCCUCUUCUGGUUUGGGGAGGAAGAGAACAGUGAAUUGGGGGUUCCUCAUUUAGACAAAACAGGAAGUGGGAAAAAGAGGCGGGGUUUAUGCAGAGGCUAGGACAGUUUGGAAAAGCAAAUCAACGCAGCUAAGUUGAAAUAGAUUUUUAAAGUUUGUGCAUAUAUAUACUUAAUGCCGAAGCAUACAAGUCUGCUUUUCUGACGUAAUGAACAGGAAAGCAGGCAAGAAAAUCUCCUGGCUUUACAAAAAACGAAAACAAAAAAUGGUCGCAGCAAACAUUUGGUGUCCUAGAUUUAAGGCAUUGGCUCUGUUCUCUGCCUGCCCCUCCUCAGCCCCUGCUUCCCACCCCAAAUACAUGAGUGAGCGGUUAUUUCAUUCAUGGGGAAGAUCCUUUAAGUACGUGGUUGCUUUCCUUGAGAUGGAGGGGACAUUGGGAACAGCUGUACCUGGCUGCCAGGUGUCUCCACGCACUGGGGCAGGGACGGGGGUGGGGUGGGGUGGGGCUUGGGUACUAGAUGUAAGUUAGAGAGUUCUUGUGGUUGUGAUGAAAUCCAGUGUAGUAGUGAUUCCAAUUGAUGCCAUCCUGGUUUCCAGGAACCUUCUGUGAUUGAGUUAAAUCUUUGACAACUGGGGUUGAAUCUGAGCCGGACGGCCCGACGUUUCUGGCCUGGUCACCCUCCUGGAUCUUCAGAUGGCCUGUUUGCUUGUGGCCAGGGUGGGGACUCUGGUGGGGGGUGGUGGCUGAAGACACAAGGGUUCUGGAAUGUUUAUUCCAUAGGAUUUGCUCCCCUCUCCUGCCUCCCGCUCUUCCCCACCCCCCCUAACCUCCUUUCUCCGAAUGGGGUGGCACCACUGACAUCUGGGGCAACAUCGGUGUCACUGUCAAGUUCCUGUACUACUGCCUUUGAUCUUCAUUUUGGCUAACACGGAUCUUAUAGGAAGUUUGGUCAGAGUGAAUGGGACACUGAGACUCGGCCACCGAGACCUCGUGGUUUCGGGGACCCUGGAGUUGGUAGAAGGAGGUUGCCAGACCUUGAGGGGAGCUUGAGGGGUGAUGAAUGAUUCGGUUUACCUGCCACUCAGCACCUGGGAGGCUCACCCUGGCCUGGUGCAGAAGGGUCAGGGGUCAGGGCGGGAAUGGCCGAAUCCAGACGGAAAACCGCUGUGUGCAAGUCUUCCCAGAGGAGUUUCUUAAUGAGAUAUUUGUAUUUAUUUCCAGACCAAUAAAUUUGUAACUUUGCA